CCUGGAGCCGUUUACAGACCUGAAGACAGUCAGUUGAGCACACACCCGGUGUGCGAGGUCACUGGGAUUGGAAACCUGCUGAGAACCUUCCGUUUGUGCCUGGGAGAAGCCCCACCAUUCUGCAGCAUGAAGCUCGAGGUCCUGGAGCUGGUCUGCCUGCUCCUGUUGGGAUCUGCGAUCUGCAUGGAAGCGACCAACUCUACCACCGUUGCACCUGGGAGCAACAACGGCACCAACACCACCUCUGGUAACAACGGAAACAACAACAGUGGUGGCUCUGGUUCGGGGGGUAACUCUGGUUCUGGUAGCAGCUCGGGGUCCGGGAGCGGCUCUGGGUCCAGUGCCGGCUCUGGGUCCGGGAGUGGCUCUGGGUCCAGUGCCGGCUCUGGGUCUGGCGGUGGUUCUGGGUCCAGCAGCAGCUCUGGUAGCGGCUCUGGGUCCGGGAGUUGCUCUGGGUCCAAUAGCAGCUGCACCUACUACUACUCCAACGGCGGCACCAUGACGACGGCGGCCAGCGUGGGGCUGCUGCUGGGAUCCUGCGGGGUUCUUCAGGCAGUCUGGCAGUGAGAGGAUCCAGAAACAGGAUCAGCUGGUUCUGUCCAGAGGGGCUGCUGCUGGUUUCUGUCUGAAGUCAGAACUGUUUAGUUUGUUCUUUAGGUUGGCCUCUACAAUGUAGCAUCACAUGAUUUUACCCUCACAGAUAAAUAAAUGAAAAUAUAUUUUAUGUUACAUUUUACUGUCAUAAAGAUCAUGAGCUUGUGUGUAUUAGUGUUAAUGUUUGUACGAAUAAAUUAAAAAUGCUGGAAACAAUGAACAGAGUGAAAUGGACAUAUGUAAACUUUUCGGUGUGUAACAUUUGAAUAUACAAAAUAAAUGUUCUUAGAAUAAAGCCUGACUGACUAAAACCAUUUAUGUGGUUCCUCACAGU
This is a messenger RNA of Cololabis saira (Pacific saury), 928 nucleotides long. RefSeq lists its product as uncharacterized. Bases 127 to 567 code for a protein of 146 amino acids. NCBI's taxonomy places the organism in Eukaryota, Metazoa, Chordata, Actinopteri, Beloniformes, Belonidae. The transcript has 2 exons. The record is from RefSeq and is a predicted model, not a curated record.